Erigeron canadensis is the source of this 1036-nucleotide messenger RNA. Its product is annotated as probable diphthine methyl ester synthase. The transcript has 6 exons. The coding region runs from base 51 to 869 and encodes 272 amino acids. Gene Ontology annotation, biological process: protein histidyl modification to diphthamide. The record is from RefSeq and is a predicted model, not a curated record. Gene Ontology annotation, molecular function: diphthine synthase activity. Lineage: Eukaryota; Viridiplantae; Streptophyta; Magnoliopsida; Asterales; Asteraceae.
AGCAGAAAAUACAAGAAGAAGAAAUUGAAGAAAAAAAGAAAAAGGAGAAAAUGUUAUAUAUAAUAGGAUUAGGAUUGGGAGAUGAAAAAGACAUAACCUUAAAAGGACUUGAAGCUGUUAAAAAAUGUCAAAAAUUAUACAUUGAAUCCUACACUUCUCUCCUUUCUUUCGGUAUUUCCGAUGACGGCAUCUCCACUCUGGAGAAGUUGUACGGGAAGCCGCUUACGGUUGCAGACCGAGAAAUGGUAGAGGAAAAGGCGGAUGAUAUGUUGACGGAGGCUCGUGAUAUCGAUGUUGCUUUCCUUGUCGUUGGAGAUCCUUUUGGAGCCACAACACACAGUGAUCUAGUGGUACGGGCCAAGAAAUUGGAUGUCGAGGUUAAGGUGGUAUACAAUGCGUCAAUAAUGAAUGCAGUUGGGGUCUGUGGCUUACAACUUUACCGAUAUGGAGAGACCGUUUCAAUUCCAUUCUUUACCGAGACAUGGAGGCCUGACAGUUUCUAUGAGAAAAUUCAACGAAACCGUGGACUUGGACUGCAUACUCUCUGCUUGUUAGAUAUAAGAGUAAAGGAGCCCUCACUGGAAUCAUUAUGCAGAGGGAAAAAAAUUUAUGAGCCUCCUAGUUUUAUGACAAUUGGUGUUGCUAUCGAUCAGCUUUUGGAGGUUGAACAACUACGCGGAGAAUCUGCUUACAAUGAAGACACACUUUGUGUUGGUUUUGCACGGCUAGGAAGUGAAGAUCAGAUGGUGGUGGCGGGUUCAAUGAAGCAGUUACGGAGCGUUGACUUUGGUGCACCUCUUCACUGUCUCACGAUAGUUGGUAAAACUCAUCCUGUUGAAGAAGAAAUGCUUGAUUUCUAUAGAAAUUGAAACGAAAUGGAUACAACACUUGAAGUUUUGUAGCAGAAUGUAUCGCUUAGUAUAUCAUAUGAUAAACUUGUCAUUUUUGUAUCUUUGAAUGUUUUUGUAAAACACUUGGGAAACUUGUACUUCAUAUUUGUGUCAUGCAAAUGAAAUAUAAUGGUUUUUUUUAUGGA